Molecule: messenger RNA, 3510 nt
Organism: Vigna umbellata (rice bean)
Lineage: Eukaryota; Viridiplantae; Streptophyta; Magnoliopsida; Fabales; Fabaceae
Product: phosphoinositide phosphatase SAC2-like
Biological process (GO): phosphatidylinositol dephosphorylation
Cellular component (GO): intracellular membrane-bounded organelle
Molecular function (GO): phosphatidylinositol-3,5-bisphosphate 5-phosphatase activity
Source: RefSeq, a predicted model, not a curated record
AUUUUUUGGAACACAGGUAGAGAGAGAAAAUGCGAACACGCAAACCAGAGAAAACACCAAUUUUGUCUUUUAAAAUUGUUUUACUGCUUUGCAUCUCUCAUUAUGAUUUUCAUUCAUUCAUUCAUUUUGUUUUCUUUUUAAUUUUAUUUUUUGUGUGUGGAUGCAGUGGCUUUCUUCUCCUCUCUGCUUCCUUCCCUGACAAUCUCAUUUUCACCUCCUUUUCAUCUGAGACCCAAAAGCUGCUCCUGCUUCUUCUCCAUUCCCCAAAACCAUCCACUCUCUUAGAUUCAUAAAAAAAGCUGCUUUUUUCCUCCUUUCUCCUUGGUUUCUGAUUUGAUUCAAUUGAACCUCUCUUUUUAAUUUUCAUUUUUUGUCCCUUUUGAAUUUUUGGUGUCAUUGUCUUUGUUAAGGGAAUUUUAUAUGUGCCAUUGGAUGUAAAUUUUUGAGAUUUGUAUUGUAGUUCUUGUGGGUGUGUGUAUUCUGGAGCUUGUGUUUGAUGUAAAGUUCUUGGCCUUUUGGGGGGAGUUUUGUUGUGCUUUUUUGUUUGUGUUUGGAAGCGCGAAGAGCUUCUGUUUGAUCAAACAGAAGCUCUUUGUUGGUGAUUUUUUUCGAAUUUUCUGCUGGUGAUCUCAUUGGAAACCCGAGCUUCUUGAGGCUCGGGAUCUGAAUUGUGAAGAUGGAUUCAAAUUCAACAAAGGAGAAGCUGCAGAAGAACGAUGCUGUUGCAGAUGAAGCCGACCUUAAGUCUUGUUAUAUGCAGAAGUUCAGGCUCUAUGAGACUCGCUCGAAAUUUUACAUGAUCGGAAGAGACAAAAACAGAACAUUUUGGAGGGUCUUAAAGAUUGACAGAUUGGAACCAUCUGAAUUGAAUAUCGUUGAAGAUUCAGCAAUAUACUCAGAAAUUGAGUGUUGUGACCUUCUGAGGCGGGUACAUGAAGGAAACAAGUCUACAGGAGGGCUUAAAUUUGUAACAACUUGCUAUGGAAUCAUUGGAUUUAUCAAAUUUCUUGAACCAUAUUACAUGCUGCUUAUAACGAAGCGAAGGAAGAUCGGCACAAUCUGUGGUCACAAUAUAUAUGCUAUCACAAAGAGCGAAAUGGUUCCAAUUCCACAUUCUACCGUGCGAUCCAAAAUGGCUUAUUCUAAGGAUGAGAACAGAUACAAGAAGCUUCUAUGCAGUGUGGAUCUUGCGAAGGACUUCUUUUUCAGCUACUCCUACAAUGUUAUGUUUAGUCUUCAACGCAACUUAUCUGAUCAUAAUACUACAGGGCAAUCACUAUAUGAUACCCUUUUUGUUUGGAAUGAGUUCUUGACUCGUGGAAUCAGGAAUAAUCUCCAGAAUACUUCAUGGACUGUAGCCUUAGUACAUGGAUUUUUUAAACAGGUCAAACUUUCCAUAUCUGACAGUGAGUUCAACUUGACUAUCAUUGCUAGGCGCUCACGGCAUUAUGCUGGGACCAGAUAUUUGAAACGAGGAGUUAAUGAAAAGGGUAGAGUAGCUAAUGAUGUUGAGACAGAGCAGAUAGUCUUUACAGAAGCUCGUGAUGGACACCCUAUGCAAAUCAGUUCCGUGGUGCAGAACAGGGGUUCAAUCCCUCUGUUCUGGUCUCAGGAAGCCUCUAGAUUGAAUAUAAAACCGGACAUUAUAUUAUCAAGAAAGGACUCUACUUAUGAGGCCACAAGACUUCAUUUUGAUAAUCUUGUCAAAAGAUAUGGAAAGCCAAUUAUUAUUCUGAACUUGAUAAAGACACGUGAGAAGAGGCCUCGAGAAACUAUUCUGCGAGCCGAGUUUGCAAAUGCCGUUAGGUAUAUUAAUAAAAGUUUGAGCGGGGAAGAUCGCUUGAGGUUCCUUCAUUGGGAUCUGCAUCGGCAUUCAAGAUGCAGCAAAGCUACUAAUGUAUUGGGACAGCUGGGAAAAGUGGCUGCAUAUGCUCUGAAGCUGACAGGCAUCUUCUACUCUCCAGUGACCCCAAAUAUGAGGCUAGAUGGAUUAUCCCAAUAUUCCUACUCUGAGAAUAACAAUGUCAUUGAUCACUGUAUCACAGAAGAAGCCAACAUAAAUAAGAAUAAUGUUGAUACAGAAACAGAAAUUAGCAACUGUUAUUAUAGGGAUGAUGAGAACAAAGAUUACAGUGUCAAACCCCAGAUGCUUCAAUCCGGGGUGUUGAGGACUAACUGCAUAGACUGUUUAGAUCGUACCAAUGUUGCUCAAUAUGCUUAUGGACUGGCUGCACUUGGACGUCAGCUUCAAGUUUUAGGAUUUAUUGAAUCUGAACAUAUUGAUCUUGAUAACCCUUUGGCUGGGGAAUUAAUGGAAGUCUAUGAGUCCAUGGGAGACACAUUAGCCUUUCAAUAUGGGGGUUCUGCAGCACACAACAAGAUAUUUUCUGAAAGAAGAGGUCAAUGGAAGGCAGCAACACAGUCCCAGGAAUUUAUUCGAACCCUACAACGUUAUUACAACAACACAUAUUUAGAUGGUGAUAAACAAAAAGCAAUUAACUUAUUCUUGGGUCAUUUUCAGCCGCAACAGGGAAAACCAGCACUGUGGGAGCUUGAUUCAGAUCAGUAUUACGCUGUCAAGAGACGUGGCCUUUAUUUAACAGAUGGCAGCAUUAGGUCAACUAUUACGAGAUCUCUAUCAGAUGGUAACAUUCUCGGUGAAAGUGAUGCUUCCAUUAGGAACUUGAAUGAUACAAAUUGUCAGGAAUCAUCUGAAAAACCUGAUAAGCAUUUCCGCUUGGGAUCUACGCCGGAUAUCUUUAUUUGUGGAAGUGAUAUUUGUCAUUGCAGGCAGAUAUACGGAGGAAUGGUCAAGGGCAAAAAUUGUGAGAGUGGUCAUAUUUGUUACGAUGAACAUGGUGAUGCAUGUGACUGCUCCAAUUUCCUUGAUGUGGACUGGCUUUCUUCUUCUGGAAAUUCCUGUGAAGAGGAAUUACUUGAAAGGUCAACCAGCAUCUCCUCGGAGAAUAUCGCAAAUGAACUAGUAACCACCGAGACAUCUGCUAGUGAAUCUGGAUCCAGCCUUAAGGGAAGGCAGAGUGCAGAAGAACUGAACAAAGAUAGGAAGUACAGUGAAAGGUUUGAACGUUGGGUAAAUGAAGAAGAGAUGCAUUUUGCUUGGAGAAUAUAGUGUCUUAACUAUUAUGAUCCCAUCCGAAGGAUUUGGGGGCUUCUGACUUGCUGUACAUAAAUAAAAAAUGGUAAGAAUAUCAUCAUCCAAAAGCAGACAAAUAGCAGUGGCAGCAGCUGACAGGCUGAGUUUUGUUCAUGGGGGCAACAACAUUUGAGUUACUCAUUAUAGUUUUCCUUCAAUAGCAUCCAUUUGGGAGGUAACGGUAGAUGUUAAUAGGUAAUUCAUUUUUCUUCCUCCCAAAACUUACCGCAAUAUCAUCAUCAUCAACUCUGUACAUAAUUUAAAGUGAAAAACCAAAAAAAUGCAUAGCUGCUUCUGAGGUUAUAACUGUUCAAUAAAUCAUAUGCAGACAACAUUUUUGGUUCCUUUGGAUAUUU